AGCCGAUCGGUCAAUCCAUUUUUCGAAUUUCUCCCGCGAGCCCAAAACGCGCGCAUUCGACUACCCGCCGUUGAACUGAAAACGUGACGUGAUUCGCGCGCUGUGUCGUGGUACUUUAUUUCUCCUGACAGCAGCAUUGCAAGAAGAAAGGAAGCAUAUCGUAGACGUGCAGUUGGAAAAAAAAAAGUUCGCAACGGUUCCGCGUGCCUACCGGGACCAGUACAAAAGCAGAAAAUCCAGUCAGGUCCAACCUAGCCGAUCGAUCGUGAUCUUUCGGGGACUCGGGGCAUUCGCGACUUAGCGCUACUGUGUGCAGUCAAUUGCGUCCCAGCAGUCUUCGGUACCAUCCGGACUCGGUGCUCUGCAGAGGCAGCCCCAAUUAGCGGCGAAGUGAAAAGUGGAAAUUUGCAGUUGGCAAAGAGGCAAAUUUUCAAGUACUGGCCAAUAAUCUUACAUCGUUGGGCACCUCUUGUGGCGGAAAAAACGCAGCGCUUGAAAAAUGAAAGUGGCAGUUGCAGCGGUUUUACUGAUUUGCAUUGGUGUCAUCGAGGCACGAUCCAAAGCUGAAAAACGAAAAGAUUUCGAGUAUGACUAUGACUCGGCGGGAUCCAAUGCUGGCUACGGAGGCUCGUAUUCACCCAAGUCGGGAUACAGUGCCGGAAGUGGUCUGCGUUCGAUUGCGCAAGGUUCGGCAGAUCAGGCGACAUCGGCCGUAGCCAACCAACAUGCGGCAGCCAAACAGGCUGCAUAUGUCGCGCAAAACACUCUUGCCCAGGCAGCGGCUCAGGCCGCGGCCACCGCACAAGCUGCUCUUCACGGAAAACAAGUUUUACUGCAAGGUCUGGAACAGCAGAGUCUGGAGGCGCAUCAGUCGCUGGAUGCCGAGAUUCAACAACUGCAGCAAGCCAAGCGUUCAGCCAAAGCCGCGCAACAUGCUGCCCAACAGGCGCUGAACCAUGUGCAAGUGCUAACGGCGGCUCUGAACAAUGCUCAGGUCGCUUCGGAGCAUGCACAACAGGCAGCCAGUGAAGCUGCUGCCGAACUUGCAUCGCAAACGCAGAUGGUUGGCUCUGCCAAGGCACGUGUAGAGAACAUAGAAGAACAGCUGAACGCGGCACGUGUCGACUUUGAAGCUACACAGGAGGCCGCCCACAAGGCAGCUUCAUCGGCCCAAGAAGCGCAGAACAACGCUGCGGAAGCUGCCGCCCAUGCUGCCAUCACCCAUCGUAGUGGAACAGUCGCGAUCGAACAUUCACAGCAUCAAAUCCAGGGACACCAGCAUCAAAUCCAGGCUAAAGCUUUCAAACCAAUCCAAGGUCCAAUUCAAGAAGGAGACGACAUCAACAGCACCGAGCAGGACGUCCCACCCAAUAAUCACAAAUAUAACGAUUUCAAGCCUCCAGUUCAGACAUACAACUACCCAGGGUACAAAUAAGGAAAUACGAGUGACUGUUUCAAACAAGCGGAGUGACCUCUCUAUGUUUUAAUAGAAGCGAGAAGAAAUUUACUUAAACGUUUAAUUAUACCAUGAAAAGAGUUCCGUAAUUACCGAUUCGUCGAUUGAUGAGUCAACAAUUAUGGUUGUAGCCCAAUUAAGUGAAAAUUAUUGGGUCUUGUGCACAUACUGAGCGUGACUAGAGAGAAAAGGAUAUUUUCACAACAACAGUCGACAUGAGUUGUUCAAAGGCAGAUUAAACUAAAAUCGCGAGAAUUUGUCUCACAUUAUAUUAUUAGCGUAAACUCGAGACCUUUCGAUUAAUUCGUCCAGUACCUAUAUAGUAGUAAUAAUCUGUUAUGAUUUUACAUUCCUUAGGCCGUUAACUAAAUAUGGUGAACAUUUACCUAAACCACAUUAGUUUUAAGACACUUUGUAUAUUUAUUGACAGAAAAAUUUGGCAAGCCUUCAAGCAUGCACCGUGAACCAAGUAAAACUUUACCGUACAGUACUCUACCUAGAUUAUUUAUUCCAAAAUUGAUUCUGAAUGAUUUCGGUAAAUAAUUUUAAUAUCUUAUUAUUAUAGAAAAUGCUUCAUGCUUUCCAAAAAUCAAAUAAAGUGUAGGUCAUGAAAGAGAUUCCAUUGAUUUCAUUCAA
Molecule: messenger RNA, 2092 nt
Organism: Armigeres subalbatus
Lineage: Eukaryota; Metazoa; Arthropoda; Insecta; Diptera; Culicidae
Exons: 4
Coding region: 500-1435 (311 amino acids)
Source: RefSeq, a predicted model, not a curated record